AUGAAUGCGCUUAUGCAGUCUUCUCUGACUGACGUCGAGUCAAAACUUAAUACUCUGCUGAAACACCUCACGACAUCCCCGGGUGCAGCUGGAGCGCCGGCCGCUGCAGUUACCCUACUCGAAGCCGACGACACCUUAUCCUCCUCCAUCGACACCCUUCGACUUCACCAAGACAAUUACGCCAAAAUUCUACAAUUGCGAUCCGAGGCAGAGCGGCUGGAAGAACGUGUCAAAGACAUUGUGAGGGAUCUUGAGGGAUUUGACAAGGAGAUUAGAAUCGCUUGCGGUGACGAUGAAGAGGUUGACAGCGACCUCGACUCGGAGGAUGAAAGCGAGGCAGCCAAGAGCAGGAUCACCGCCCGCAAAGAGAUCGACUACCGAUUGCUUCUGGACUUUGCGCGCCGCAUCAGCAAAUAUAACCAGGAAGCCGCGGCCGAUGUUGCCAAAGGUGCCGGGUUAGGUCCUCGCCAGGACACGCGACCACAGAUUGCGGACAAAGAUGUGACGAUGACGGGGAUGAAUGGCGAAACGGGUGCAGAGGAAGACGGUGCCGAACCUGUCUCGUCUGUUACGAAGAAUGCGACCCAGUGGCUGGACGAUUCGGCGAAUGUCACCCGCGAAGUAAAUCUACUACCAUACCCAACGGAGGACAGGAUACGCAUGGGUCUGAUGGGCAAGAUACCCGCCGAGGGUACUGACCGUGAAAAGGAGGUUCAGCGAUUGAUACGCGAGGCAGAAGGCCUGGAGGUUACAGAAGCCCCGGCGCCUGUCCAACCGACAGAGACAAAGCAGGAAGAGGUUGCAAAGGCUGCGCCCGUUCGCCCAGCUGCUCCUGUUGCCCCCGUUGCUGCAAGGCCACCGGUGCCAGCACCUGCGCCAGCACCUGCGCCGAAGCCUAAACCAAAGGCUACUCUGGACCUGGACCUUUAUGAUCCUGAUGACGACGACUUUUGA
Messenger RNA from Penicillium cataractarum, 954 nucleotides. RefSeq lists its product as uncharacterized. Gene Ontology annotation, biological process: regulation of transcription by RNA polymerase II. The coding region runs from base 1 to 954 and encodes 317 amino acids. NCBI's taxonomy places the organism in Eukaryota, Fungi, Ascomycota, Eurotiomycetes, Eurotiales, Aspergillaceae. The record is from RefSeq and is a predicted model, not a curated record. Gene Ontology annotation, cellular component: mediator complex; core mediator complex. Gene Ontology annotation, molecular function: transcription coregulator activity. The transcript has a single exon.